Trichoplax adhaerens is the source of this 1932-nucleotide messenger RNA. RefSeq lists its product as uncharacterized. The annotation marks the transcript as partial. The transcript is spliced from 3 exons. The record is from RefSeq and is a predicted model, not a curated record. NCBI's taxonomy places the organism in Eukaryota, Metazoa, Placozoa, Uniplacotomia, Trichoplacea, Trichoplacidae.
AUGGCAGCAAAAUCAUUUUCCGUCUUGGUAAUCAUUUUUGCCAUAGCUAUCACCAGCUAUGGUCAAAGUUCAUCAGAUAUGACUUACACAUUUGAAUCAUCUUCUACCGAAUAUUCCGUAUAUUCUUCCAUGACCUCAAAUGCGGCAUCAGAUUCAUCGUCAGCUUACACAAUUGAGUCAUCUAGUACUGAAUCCGCUGCAUAUUCUUCCAUGACCUCAGAUGUAGCAUCAGAUUCAUCGUCAUCUUACACAAUUGAGUUAUCUAGUACUGAAUCCUCUGCAUAUUCUUCCACGACCUCAGAUGUCGCAUCAGCAUCAGAGUUAUCGUCAACUUACACUACGCCAAGCAGUAAUUACGAAUAUUCAUCAGCCAGUACAUAUACGAAUACUAGCUCAUCAGCUUACUAUUCGUCUACAAGCUCAAAUUCAACAUCAAGCUCAACAUACAUUGCUCCAAGCGGUACUUAUGAAUAUUCAUCAAAUAGUACUUAUACAACUCCAAGUUCUUCGACUUACUAUCCAUCUACAAGCUCAAAUUCUACAUCGAGCUCAAGUUAUAUCGAACCAAGCAAUACUUAUAGUUAUGAUGACUUCUCAACUAGUGAAUACGAGUAUACAACUCCAAGUUCGUCAACUUACUAUUCAUCUACAAGCUCAAGUUCUACAUCGAGCUCAAAUUAUACCGCUUCAAGCAGUACUCAAGCGUAUGAAUAUUCAUCCACCAGUACAUAUACAGCUACUAGCUCAUCAACUUAUUAUAAUUAUUCAUCUAUAAGUUCAGCUUAUAAUCCUUCAAACAGUACUAGUACGUAUACUACUCCAAGCUCGUCAACUUAUUAUUCAUCUACAAGCUCGUAUUCAACAUCAAGUUCAACCUAUACCGCUCCUAGUAGUACUUACGAAUACUCAUCGGCCAGCACAUAUACAACUCCAAGUUCGUCGACUUAUUAUUCAUCUACAAGCUCAUAUUCGACAUCGAGCACAACUUAUACCGCUGCAAACAGUACUGACGAAUAUUCAUCGACUAUUACAUCUCUAACUUCUAGCUUGUCGAUUAAUUAUUCGUCAACGAGCACAUAUACAGCCCCAAGCUCAUAUUCAACAUCGAGCUCAAUAUACACCCCACCAAACAGUACCAGUUCAUAUACCGCUCCAAGUUCGUCAACCCUUUAUUCAUCAACAAGCUCUUAUUCAGCAUCGAACUCAACUUAUACCGCUCCAAGUUCGUCAACCUUUUAUUCAUCAACAAGCUCUUAUUCAACAUCGAACUCAACUUAUACCGCUCCAAGUAGCUCUAGCACAUAUCCAACUUCAAGCUUAUACUCAACAUCGAGCUCAACAUAUACUGCUUCAACCAAUUCUAGUACUUACUCAUCUACUAGCACUUAUACACCUCCAAGUUCGUCGCACUCAUCUACGAGCUCAUAUUCCCCACCAAGCUCAUCAUCUAUUUACUCUACAGGGACAAGUAGUUCUGUGAGUGUGAAUCCGUCGUCGAGCACAUCUGCAACAUUGAGCUCAACCAGUUCUUCAACUUUCUAUUCAUCUUCCAGUACCUAUAUUGCACCAUCUUCGUCAAGUCAAGACCAAAUAAGUAGCACUUAUGUUGCACCAAAUUCUUCUCAUCAGCAGUCGUCCACUAUUCAUUCAACUACUAGUUCACAUCUACCAUCUUCUAGUGGCUUUACUUCUCAAACUUUCUCUACUUCUACAAAUCCAGCAACACCAACAACACAACAAUCAGCUACUACUGUCACUGCAACACCAACUGGAACAUCUCCCAAUGUAGCUACUACACCACCACCAAGUAGAUUAUAUCCGUAUGGUUCAUCUCAAGGAGAUUCAUCUUUCGGUAAUCGCUUCCUCAUCCGACGUCGUCUUUAUCUUAAAUCGCCUAUUUACUUUGCUAACAAGUUCUAUCAAACGCUUUAU